AUGGCGGUGAUGUUGAGGUUCUUGAAUGACAAAGGGAAAGUUGUGGAACGAUUUAUUGCUCUACAUCAUGUCAAAUAUACUACAUCUGAGGCAAUAAAGGAUGCUCUUUAUGGUAUUCUAGAUCGUCACACGUUAUCUAUUUCAAGGAUACGAGGGCAAGGAUAUGAUGGGGCUUCAAAUAUGAGAGGUGAGUUCAAUGGUUUACAAAGAAAUAUUCUAGAUGAAAACCCUUAUGCUUUCUAUGUCCAUUGUUAUGUUCACCAUUUGCAAUUGGUGGUUGUGUCUGUUGCUAGUAAUUGCUCAUCUAUUCAUGAUUUCUUUGAGUACAUCUCCUUGAUUGUAACCACAACAAGUGCAUCUUGCAAAAGAAGUGAUACUUUGAAGGAGGCACAACACCGAGAAAUUUUGAAUAGACUUGAGAGUGGUGAGAUAUCUCAAGGAAAGAGCUUGCACCAAUCAUCUAGUCUCGCUAGACCCGGAGAUACUAGAUGGGUUGAUGAUGUUAAAGUUCGGUUAGCUACAUUAAGAGAGAGUGGUUGGGAUGAUUUAUUUAUUGAUGUCCAAGAAUUUUGUUUUGCUCAAAGUAUUUCGGUGCCAAAUAUGGAUGAAGAAAUACCAAUUCGGGGACGUUCAAGAAGAGAAGGGAGGAUUGUCACUAAUCUUCACCAUUAUCGUGCAGAGAUUUUUUAUGUUGCUAUUGACAAAAUAUGUGUGGAGAUGGAUCGGCGGUUUUGUGAAGGAAGUAACGUUGUGUUGGAUUGCUUCUCAUGUCUUGACCCCAAGAACUCUUUUUCCAAGUUUGAUGUUGAUAAGCUUGCUGGUCUUGCUAAUAUUUAUCAUGUAGACUUUUCUGGUGAUGACCGUGGAACAAUAAGGGAGCAACUUGAGACACUUAUGCACAUCAAGUGA
Molecule: messenger RNA, 909 nt
Organism: Vicia villosa (hairy vetch)
Lineage: Eukaryota; Viridiplantae; Streptophyta; Magnoliopsida; Fabales; Fabaceae
Exons: 3
Coding region: 1-909 (302 amino acids)
Source: RefSeq, a predicted model, not a curated record